This is a messenger RNA of Nematolebias whitei (Rio pearlfish), 1206 nucleotides long. RefSeq names its product olfactory receptor 142-like. The record is from RefSeq and is a predicted model, not a curated record. Bases 1 to 1206 code for a protein of 401 amino acids. Gene Ontology annotation, molecular function: olfactory receptor activity; G protein-coupled receptor activity. Gene Ontology annotation, biological process: G protein-coupled receptor signaling pathway. NCBI's taxonomy places the organism in Eukaryota, Metazoa, Chordata, Actinopteri, Cyprinodontiformes, Rivulidae. The transcript has 2 exons. Gene Ontology annotation, cellular component: membrane.
AUGAUCAAUGCAACCAUGGUAGAGGUAUUCACAUUGUCAGGCCUGAAGGACACAACAACAAAAUACAGAGUCACACUCUUCUCUCUAAACCUGUUUUGUUACAGUGCCAUUUUGUUUGUGAAUGUGGCUCUCAUCUUUACAGUCAUACUUGAAGAAAAACUUCACAGUCCCAUGUACAUCUUCUUGUGUAACCUGUGCUUCAACAGUCUUUGUGGGACAGCAGCCUUUCACCCCAAGUUCCUCUUCGACCUGUUGGCCAACACUUAUGUCAUAUCUUACACUGGUUGUCUCUUGCAGGCCUUUUUUAUUUAUUCCUAUGCAACAACUGAUUUCUCUAUCCUGGCUGUGAUGGCCUAUGACCGAUAUCUUGCUAUAUGCCGCCCUCUGCAGUACCAUGUUAUCAUGACAAAACAAUGGGUUGUCUUUUUGGUGUGUUUCUCCAGACUUGUGCCAUUGAGCUGUCUGUCUGUUGGGGUGAUUUUGACAGCUACGCUGACAUUAUGUGGCUCCCACAUAGACAAACUGUAUUGUGAUAACUGGUCUGUCCUCAUGCUGUCAUGUCAUUCAACCAUGUCUAAUAAUAUUUUUGGAUAUUGUGUUACACUUCUGUAUUUCCUCCAUGCUGUCUACGUUAUGUGUUCCUAUGUGCAGUUGGUAAAGUUUUCUUUAAAGUAUCAGGAUUGCAGGAAGAAGUUCCUGCAGACGUGCGCACCACAUUUGUUCUGUCUGGUUAAUGUCACUGCCGCUCUUCUUUUUGACCUCAUGUACGGUCGAUUCGGGUCCAAAUAUUUAGAGCAGAGUUUGAAAAACUUCAUGGCUAUCCAGUUUCUGAUUAUUCCCCCUCUUUUGAACCCUAUCAUAUACGGUCUUAAUUUAACUGAAGUGCGUAGAAGCUUUUUGAGACUAAGUUGGUACAACAAGCAGCUCAGAAGUGCAAACUUUGAGAUCUGCGAGGAGCUGGCAGCCCUCCAAAGUCUCAAAGGGACUACGACGGGGGAGGAUAUUUUGGGCAAAGUGUACCAAACCAUGGAAGAGUUGGACCUGGACUGGUCAAAGCUGGCCAGCAUCACAACUGACGGGGCUCCUAAUAUGGUGGGCAUGUCUCGGGGUCUAAUAGGACGCAUGAACCGGGAGAUGGAAGAACGAGGUCUCACCGCCCCGUUACAAGUCCACUGCCUAAUUCACCAGCAAGCACUGUGCUGCUAA